CUCUUUUCUUCACAAAGUCACCAACCAUCCCUACCAAACCAAAAAGCAGAGGAGGAAGAACAAAGAAGAAAGAACCCUUGAUUUCGCUUCCUUCUCAAGCCAUCUUGAUUACCUUUCUUUUCUCCCUCUCUCUCUCACACACUUCUCUUCGAAGUAAUCUUUUAAAUUCUCUUUCCGACAUACACGUAACGCUCCAUUUGGUUUGUGUCUGAAAACUCUCUGUUUUUUUGUUUUCUGUAACGGCUAACUAACUCGAAGAACAUGAGAUUUGCUCCAUUGAGCUUGUUCUCGUUUCUGCUUCUUCUGCUAUUCACUGAGGCGAUGAUCAACCCAGUCGACUUCUUAGCACUACAAGCCAUACGAAAGUCUCUGGACGACUCGCCGGGUUCCAACUUCUUCUCCUCCUGGGACUUCACCGCCGACCCGUGCUCCUUCGCCGGAGUCUACUGCGACGGAGACAACGUCACCGCCCUAAAUCUCGGCGAUCCAAGAGCCGGGUCACCCGGUUUAUCGGGUCGGAUCGACCCGGCUAUCGGGAACCUCUACGCUUUAACGGAGCUCACAAUCGUCCCGGGUCGGAUCAUGGGUUCUUUACCCGACACGAUCUCACACUCGAAGAAUCUCCGGUUCCUCGCAAUCACCAGAAACUUCCUCUCCGGCGAGAUUCCGGCGAGUCUCGGCGAGCUUCGCGGGCUCAGAACACUUGAUCUGAGCUAUAAUCAGUUAACCGGGUCGAUUCCUCCGUCAAUCGGAUCCUUACCGGAUCUAUCCAAUUUGAUUUUGUGUCAUAACCACUUGAACGGGUCGCUUCCUCGGUUCCUCUCUCAGACACUAACAAGAAUCGAUCUCAAACGUAACAACCUAACCGGUUUAAUCUCUCCAACGUCUCUCCCUCCGUCUCUACAAUACUUAUCUCUCGCUUGGAACCAGCUAACCGGACCGGUUAACCAGGUUUUAAUUAGAUUAAACCAGCUCAGCUACCUCGAUCUCAGCUUAAACCGGUUCAAUGGCGCAAUUCCCGGUCAGAUUUUCGGUUUUCCGAUCACGAAUCUUCAGUUACAGCGUAACUUCUUCUACGGCGUCGUUAAACCGGCGAAUCAGGUGACGAUCGCAACCGUUGAUUUAAGCUUCAACAGAUUCUCCGGUGAGAUUUCUCCGCUUCUCUCCAGCGUGCAGAAUCUCUAUUUGAACAAUAACCGGUUUACUGGUCAGGUUCCGGUUACUUUCGUGGAUCGGUUAUUGGCUUCCGGUAUACAAACACUGUACCUUCAACAUAACUUCUUGACGGGGAUACAGAUUAGUCCGGCGGCGGAUAUUCCGGUGAGCAGCUCUCUUUGUCUUCAAUACAACUGUAUGGUGCCACCGGUACAGACUCCGUGUCCGGUUAAGGCCGGUCCGCAGAAAACCAGACCCUCAACGCAAUGCAACGAGUGGCGAGGGUAG
Eruca vesicaria subsp. sativa (arugula) is the source of this 1443-nucleotide messenger RNA. The record is from the annotation of a GenBank genome assembly. NCBI's taxonomy places the organism in Eukaryota, Viridiplantae, Streptophyta, Magnoliopsida, Brassicales, Brassicaceae.